CCUCACUGCUCAGUCCUCGACACUUAUUAUCGACAGAGCACCUACUCGUAUAUUCCACAUAAGAACCACCCCAGCCAUCACAAGGGAAAAAAAAAAGAAAGAAAAUGUCAAAAUUCGAAACCGCCCUCCGUCUAAUCGAUGAAGCCCACUCCCGAGACCCAACCCUCACCACCGUCAACACCAAUACCAAUGAAACCAAGACAAUCCCCUACGAACUCCACUAUGCCCACCAAAUGACAAAAUACCUAAACUUCCUCCGUCCCUCGGCCCCAGAAACCCUCCAACUCGCCAUCCGCGCGCAACACCUCCGCCGCUGGGAAGUCCCUCGCAGCUCCUACCCUUCAACGAAACCCGGCUACUACGCCUGGCGAGGAUACCUCGCCAAACGCCAGGGUGAGAUUGCAGAGAAGAUAUGUCUUGAGGCUGGGUAUUCGGUUGCGGAGGCGGAGAGGGUGAGUGCGCUGAUUCGGAAGGAGGGGUUGAAGACGGAUGCCGAUACGCAGACGCUGGAGGAUGUGGCGUGUUUGGUGUUUUUGGAGGAGCAGCUAGAGGAGUUUCGAAGGGGUUAUGAGGAAGAGAAGGUUGUGGGGAUUUUGAGGAAGACGUGGGCUAAGAUGUCGCCUGGUGGGAGGGAGAUGGCAUUGAAGAUCGAGAUGGAGGGGGAUGUAAGGCGGCUGGUUGAGAGGGCUGUUAGUGGUGUUUAAAACAUUCAUCCAACAAUACUUUGGACUUGUGGUAUCAUCCAGUAAAUGGGAGAUUUAUUAAGCACCAACGCCAUGCUAUGCAAAUAUUAAUAUAGUCGAGCCAAAUCUUCAAUUGGCGCCGGCACCAUCAAUCAACCACACAAGAGCAAUAGCUGCCCCCGCCGCAACACCACCAACCACGCACAUCUGGACACCUCCUUUGAGGCCCGCGAUGGUGUGUUCUCUUCCGGCCCAUCCACGGACAAUGCACGUCUUGAUGUAUCCGAACGCGAACAGCGUCACCCCCAUCAC
Molecule: messenger RNA, 995 nt
Organism: Monascus purpureus
Lineage: Eukaryota; Fungi; Ascomycota; Eurotiomycetes; Eurotiales; Aspergillaceae
Source: the annotation of a GenBank genome assembly